UGGGUGGAGUUUAGCUCAGUGAGUCAGGCUGAGGCAGCAGCUCGCGGAGCUUCAGUCGGAUUCACAGCUCUAACUCGCUCUGACCGUCUCGCACUUUCUCAGAUGAGUUUCUGUGUUUCCAGCGCGCUGAGUUAGGCAGCUGGAGGACUAGUUUAGCUGAGUUAGGCAGCUGGAGGACUAGUUUAGUUUAGCGAUGUCCUGCUCGCGCGCUCAGCGGUAAGUUUGUGUGAUGAUGUGAAGGCAAUUAUCAGCGGAGGAUCGAGGAUCGAGCUGCGGGAGGAUGAAUGUAUUUCUCCGGCUCGGAUUCUCAUUUCUGCUGCUACUCUGCGCUCUUGUUUCUGCUCAAGGUCCAGAAUGUGGAGCUGGAUGUCAUCACGGCUUCUGUGAGCAGUCUGGAGAAUGCAGGUGCAGAGCAGGUUGGCGCGGCGCGGCGUGUGAUCAGUGCGUUCCUUCACCUGACUGUGUUCACGGAGCGUGUGAAGAACCCGGGCAGUGUGUCUGUGAGCGCGGAUGGACAGGAGCGUGCUGUGAUCGAGAGGUUCGUCUGUGUUCAUCAAAGCCCUGCUCGGGAAACUCUACCUGUGUGGAGACCGGAGGAGGACACGUCUGCCUCUGUUCUCCUGGAUACACGGGCGAAGACUGCCAGCUGAAGAAAGCACCGUGUUCAGCAAACAGCCGCAGCUCUCGCUGUCAGAACGGAGGAACCUGUGUGAACACGAGUGGCUCUGACAGCCGUUCCUCGUGUCUCUGUCCAGCUGGAUUCACCGGCCCAUCCUGUGAGCUCCACAUCAGCAAGCGCAAGCACAAACCCCGAGUGAAAGCGUCAGCUCCGGCCCACGCUUUCCACAAGCUGCUGCUGCGUCCGGCCGAGUCUGAUCCGCUGGUCACCCGCAGCCAGAUCAUCUGCUUCGCCGUUCUGGGGCUCCUCACCUGUCUGGUGAUCCUGGGCACGACGGGCAUCGUCUUCUUUAACCGCUGCGAGACGUGGAUGGCGAACGCCAAGUACAGUCAGCUGGUGCGACAGCAGAGAGCGUCCGACCGCGAGCAGCAUUCGCUCAACAUCAUCCUGCCCGAGAAAAUCAAGCUGAGCAACUACGGCAAGCAUUACACAUCCAUAUGAAGCUGAUGCGUGACGGAGAGGUUUGGUGCUUUAGUCAAAGAGAAGAUGAAAACCAGCUGCCGUAUUUCAUGGUUUUUAUUGUUGGAAUACAUGCAUAUAUUAAGGUGUACAGCGAACAGCACACACGGAGAAAUACAUGGUUUUCAAUUAUCUCUAGCUGCCAUCAGUGCUGAGUUCAGUGAUUGUGAUAUUGACUAGUACAUGGUUUAAAGCUGGAUAAACGGAUGAACCGCGGCGUUCAGAAGAGCUGGUCCUUAUCUUCAUGUUUUCAUCACCUGAGCAUUUUCAUUUUCAUGCACAUAUUUAAACGUGAACAAAUGAUUAAUGUAGCACUAAAUAAACCAUUGUUUUCAGCUCCAUGAACAAUGCAGACUAUUAAUACUCAUUCUGACGUGAUGGAUUGUUCAUGCUGUCUUGGCAAUAUGGUUUUCCAUUUUGGUUCAUCUCGUUUUAACUACAGGGUUUCUGUGGGUCUUAAAAACUCUUCAAUCGUUCUUCCACAAAUGAACGCCUUAAAAACUCUUAAACCAGAGCAGAUGUGGCAUUAAAUGUUGCAUACACUGCAAAAAAUCAUAUUCGCCUGUGCAUUUUUGUUUUCCGACGUAAAUAUCUAAACAUUCCUAAAACAAGAUGCAUUUACUGCAAAUGUAAAAUGUUUUAUAAAUUG
Molecule: messenger RNA, 1787 nt
Organism: Onychostoma macrolepis
Lineage: Eukaryota; Metazoa; Chordata; Actinopteri; Cypriniformes; Cyprinidae
Product: protein delta homolog 1
Exons: 5
Coding region: 281-1120 (279 amino acids)
Molecular function (GO): calcium ion binding; Notch binding
Source: RefSeq, a predicted model, not a curated record